GCAACAGGGAAAGGCAUGGCGCCAACGAGCACCGACAAAGGUGAAAGUGCGAUGAACCCACCAGAAACAUCUGCUGCUGCUGAGGAUACUGUUCCGCUGCCAGAGGAAGCGAUGGAGUCCUUCAAUGUUGAGGUCGAUGGUUCGUUUGCAUUCAAGGUCAAAGACCAACAGUUUGUUCGCGUUUUUGCCAAGGAUCAGAAGCUUGACAACGGACCGAUCUUCUAUGCUGACGCUGAUCAGAAGAAACCUCUGACUUGUCUGGAUGGGUCUGACGGGGAGGCGGUGCUGAGACGGGUGGAGGAGCUUCCGGCUGAAUGGAUCGUGCAGUGGGAAGACACAGAUCUAAAGGAGGCAACUGAGAGUGCUAGACGUGGAGGCCCUUGGAUCUCAUCAGGAGCGGCAGCUGCAGGAGGAGGGGCUCUGGGCGGUGCGAUGCUUGCUCCUGCCGCUGCUGUGGCUGGAGUGCAAGCGAUUGGUUUCACCAGCACUGGCAUCGCCGCAGGCAGCACGGCAGCGUCUAUGAUGUCAGCCUCAGCCGUCGCUUCUGGAGGAGGAGUCGCGUCCAUGGCAUCAGGGGGAAUGGUAGCGACGCUUCAGAGCAUUGGAGCAACCGGCAUGUUGGGACUGUCCACAACAGCUGCUGUAGCAUGCGUCGGUGCGGCUGUCGUCGGUACGGCGGCGUACGGGAGCUACAGGACAGGCAAGUACGCCUAUUCCUGGUACUCAGACCGGAGGGCAAGACUGAUGAAGAAUCAGCAGCUCGACAAGGAACCGAUCUCGCAGUGAGAAGCUCGACGACACGAACCCCGCCACUGAUCGUCCGUUGUGACCCCUUGCAUGGACCAGCAAGCGGGUUGCAACUGUGUAGCUUGCUAUGAGUAAUCCGUGAAUAGAUACUAGUCGAGUAUCGAUGUCCUUCAGUGUCACUGCUGUUCCAGGAGCAAAUUGCAAUCAUAUCGA
Guillardia theta CCMP2712 is the source of this 960-nucleotide messenger RNA. RefSeq lists its product as hypothetical. Gene Ontology annotation, biological process: apoptotic signaling pathway. The transcript has a single exon. Lineage: Eukaryota; Cryptophyceae; Pyrenomonadales; Geminigeraceae. The coding region runs from base 16 to 786 and encodes 256 amino acids. Gene Ontology annotation, cellular component: mitochondrion; membrane. The record is from RefSeq and is a predicted model, not a curated record.